GGCGCCGUCACUUCUGGAAGAGGAGGCGCGGAGAGAGGAAGUACCGCCGCUUGUGACCUUCCCCGGCUGCAGACGGCAUGGCUUCCCCGGGACUGGCCGGGCUCCUCAGGGCGGUGAUCCCGGGACUCGGCGGCCUCGUCCUGCCCGCAGCAGCUUCGCCGCGGCUCUUGUCGUCCUUCAUUCCGGGCAGCAGGUCUUUUGGAGGCGCCUCGUCCGCUGCAGCCGAGACCAACGUGACGGAUUUCACCGACUGGCUGAUCUCCGAGCCCCUGAAGCAUCCGGAUUUCUUUAACGUGAAGGAAUUGCUCUCUAUACGGACGCUGUUUGACGCCCGCGUUCACCUGGGACACAAGAAAGGAUGUCGCCACAGGCUGAUGGAGCCGUACAUCUUCGGCUGCCGGUUGGAUCAAGACAUCAUCGAUCUGAAUCAGACGCUGGAGCAGCUGCAGUUGGCGCUGAACUUCACCGCCCACAUCGCGUACCGCAACGGAAUCAUCCUGUUCAUUUGCCGCAAUCGUCAGUUUGGUCACAGGGUGGAGACUUUGGCGCAGGAGUGCGGGGAGUAUGCCCACACGCGGUUCUGGAGGGGCGGCCUGCUCACCAACGCCAGCAUCCAAUAUGGCCAGGGCGUCCGCCUCCCGGAUCUCGUCGUCUUCCUGGGGACUCUCAAUACCGUGUUUGAGCAGCACGUCGCCAUCCGGGAUGCAGCCAAAAUGAACGUCCCGACAGUGGGGAUAGUGGACACCAACUGCAACCCCAGUCUGAUCAGCUACCCCAUCCCCGGAAAUGACGACAGCCCCUCCGCCAUGGAACUCUACUGCCAGCUCUUCAAAAUGGCCGUCACCCGAGCUAAAGCCAAGAGGAAGCAGAUGGAGAUUCUGUACGGACUGAGAAAUAAGAUGGAGGGCUCGUAACGCGCCCCUCACCCUGCAGAUGUCCCUCCUUGUAGAUUGUUCAUUAGGAAUAAAGUUUGCUAUCCUGUCUCUGCA
Messenger RNA from Bufo bufo (common toad), 989 nucleotides. RefSeq names its product mitochondrial ribosomal protein S2 (gene MRPS2). Bases 78 to 914 code for a protein of 278 amino acids. Gene Ontology annotation, biological process: translation. Gene Ontology annotation, cellular component: ribosome; mitochondrial small ribosomal subunit. The transcript is spliced from 4 exons. NCBI's taxonomy places the organism in Eukaryota, Metazoa, Chordata, Amphibia, Anura, Bufonidae. Gene Ontology annotation, molecular function: structural constituent of ribosome. The record is from RefSeq and is a predicted model, not a curated record.